AUACACACACACACGUGCACAGCUCAACUCGCAAACGAUCUGGGAUUUGUAGUUGGCCAAGAAAUUAAAUGAAUUAACAAUCAAUAAACAUUUUCUACACAUUUUAUAGAAUGCGCCACGGCAGCAGCGCACAGUGACAGCAGCAGCAGCAGCAGCAGCAGCGAGAGCCACUUGAGCGCGAGCGAGCAGCAACAAAAUCGGCAACAGACAGCAACAUUUCAUUAUUGUUCGUCGUGCGUGGAGGUGGAGCACCCGUCAAUUAUAGUUUCGCGUAGUCUCAUUUUAUCCGCCGUCCUCUACACACGAACACACACUCACAACCGUUAACACGGAAAAGGCUGAGACCGUAUUAUACAACAAAAUUAUAAGUGUGCAAAUUAAAGUACGCCGGCAAUCGAUGUGUAUUUGUCCUUCAACUUCAACCCAGUUGCGUGGCCACAAAUCUAAAUCCAUACCACAAAUAGUUAUUUCAACGGCAACAUCGAGCGUGAUAGUGUGCCGUGCAUAUAUGUGUGUGUGUGUCUAUAUGUGUGCGCAACGUAAGGCAAUAUCAUUAGCCAAAGUGCGUGCUCGCUUAUCAGCUGCUCGCUGGUGGCAGUACCUGUAAACUCGCUGCGAAAGUUGCGGCGAAAGGCAGAAGCGAAGAGAAAUCACACUGUCAAAGCAAAAGAAACGCCAAUAACGCAAGCAACGCAAGCGGCUACUCAAAGUUUUUGUUAUUUUUUUUAAAUUUGAAAGGAAAAUCUAAUAAGAUUUUUUUUGGACGCCAAAGUCAAUUCCAAAUUGCAACACAGAGGCCAACGCCAUGAAUAUCGAUGACUACGAAUCGCUGCCGACGACCAGCGUCGGUAUAAAUAUGACUGCUGGCGCGUUAGCGGGCGUAUUGGAGCAUAUUGUCAUGUAUCCGCUGGACUCGGUUAAGACCCGAAUGCAGAGUCUAACGUCGCCCACAGCGCAUUUGAAUAUAAUGGCCACGUUGCGGAACAUGAUCUCGCGGGAGGGGAUCAUGAGACCCAUACGCGGAGCAAGCGCUGUGGUACUUGGCGCUGGACCAGCGCAUUCAUUAUACUUUGGGGUCUAUGAGAUGACAAAGGAAUCGCUGACGAAAGUCACAUCACACAACCAUUUAAACUACGUAUUGUCUGGCUCAUUGGCUACGGUCAUACACGAUGCCAUCUCCAAUCCCACGGACGUGAUCAAGCAGCGAAUGCAAAUGUACAACUCACCAUAUACCUCGGUUAUUCGCUGUAUGCGGGACGUGUACCAUAAGGAGGGCUUGCGCGCAUUCUAUCGCUCCUAUUCGACGCAACUGGUCAUGAAUAUACCAUAUCAGACAAUUCAUUUUACCACAUACGAAUUUCUACAGAAUAUGUUAAAUGUGGAGCGCAAGUAUAAUCCAGUUGUGCAUAUGGCAGCUGGUGGAGCGGCUGGCGCUGCUGCAGCGGCUAUAACGACUCCAAUGGACGUGAUUAAGACGCUGCUUAAUACGCAGGAAACGGGUCUCACCAAGGGCAUGAUCGAGGCCAGCCGAAAGAUUUACCGCAUGGCUGGUCCGAGGGGCUUCUUUAAGGGCAUCACGGCGCGUGUGCUCUACUCCAUGCCCGCUACGGCUAUUUGCUGGUCCACGUAUGAGUUCUUCAAGUUCUAUUUGUGCGGUUUGAAACCGGAGGAUUAUAAAUCGUCAAUUACUGGCCGCUCAGAGCUGGCCAAACCUGUGCCCAGUGUCGACUAUGUGCUGCCCAAGAGUGAGUCCGAUGAACAGGAUGCGGAGUUGGCAGAAGUAACGCUCAAGGACGCGACGACGUUGCAUCCGGCACCGCCGACAGUUAAUGCCUCCGGUGCCAUUAAAACGGUUUGUGAGCUAUCCACGCGAACCGCAGCGCCCACCAUUAAUCUGCAUACGAGGCACACGGAAGUGAAAAAUCCAUAUGAACGGGGCUUCUCCAAUACGUAAGCUGGGCGCGUGUGUGGGCGAACGGCCGUGAGCGGGGCCAGCGUUCGUUAGCACGUUAACAGCAGCGACUAAAAAAUAAGCGUAGCUUUUAGUUAAGAGAGCAGCCGAAACGGAGAACUAGUUUAAUAUAUAUAUAUUAUAUAUACAUAUAUGUAUAUUCAUAUUUAUAUAUAUGUAUAUAUAUUCAUUGUGGAGGAUGAGGAGAAGACUGCGAUGGUGUCGGACACGGCGUUUGAAACGCCUGGCGACUGCCAUUGCCCGUCCUCUGCCCUCCGUUCUGGCUGCUUGUUUGAAUACUCGGCGCGGAGUCGGUGAGAGUUUUAUCACUCCAUAGUCGGAGGUUAAAUUGUAGUUGUUGUUGUGCACAAAACUCUCGCUCUCUCACACACACAUACACACACCAACC
This is a messenger RNA of Drosophila novamexicana, 2360 nucleotides long. RefSeq names its product mitoferrin (gene mfrn). Lineage: Eukaryota; Metazoa; Arthropoda; Insecta; Diptera; Drosophilidae. The record is from RefSeq and is a predicted model, not a curated record. The transcript has 7 exons. Gene Ontology annotation, biological process: iron import into the mitochondrion. The coding region runs from base 806 to 1954 and encodes 382 amino acids. Gene Ontology annotation, molecular function: ferrous iron transmembrane transporter activity. Gene Ontology annotation, cellular component: mitochondrial membrane.